AUGCUGCAUUUAAGUAAGGGUGACUUUGUAUGGGUGGACUCUGGUGCCGGGGUCCCGCUCGGGGCCGAGGUGAAAGUAACCGACACCGGGCAGCUUCAGCUGAUCGAUGAUGAAGGAAAGGAGCACAAGAUCAACAAGAAGAGCGAGGGCAGCAUCCGACCCAUGCACCCCACCUCUGUGAAGGGUGUGGAUGACAUGAUAAGACUCGGCGAUCUGAACGAGGCUGGACUCCUCAGGAACCUCCUGGUGCGGCACAAAGAGGGCCUCAUCUAUACCUACACAGGCUCCAUUCUGGUUGCAGUGAACCCUUACCAGCUGCUGCCAAUCUACACCAUCGAGCAUGUGCACAUGUACACAGACCGACGGCUGGGAGAAAUGCCGCCGCACGUCUUCGCCAUCGCAGACAGCUGCUUCUUCAACAUGCGGCGCAACAAAAAGAACCAGUGCUGUGUCAUCAGUGGUGAAUCAGGAGCAGGAAAAACCGAGAGCACCAAACUGAUGCUGCAGUUCCUGGCUGCGGUGAGCGGUCAGCACUCCUCGAUAGAGCAGCAGACUCUUGAGGCAAACCCCAUCUUAGAAGCCUUUGGUAAUGCCAAAACCGUUCGCAAUGACAACUCCAGUCGAUUCGGAAAGUACAUAGACAUCUACUUCACCAAAGGCGGGGCCAUUGAAGCGGCCCGUGUGGAGCAGUACCUGCUGGAGAAGUCCAGAGUUUGCCGUCAGGCGCCUCAGGAGAGAAACUACCACAUCUUUUACUACAUGCUGAUGGGGAUGCCAGCAGAGCAGAAAAAGAUUCUCUCCCUUGGAAGCGCUGCUGAGUACAAGUAUCUGACCAUGGGUAACUGCACCAGCUGUGAAGGGCGUGAUGAUGUGAACGAGUUUGCUCACUUCCGAUCAGCUCUGAAGAUCCUCAUGUUCACAGAGAAUGACUCCUGGGAAAUCUGCAAACUGCUUGCAGCCAUUCUUCACCUGGGCAAUGUGGAAUUUGAGGGCACCAUCGUAAACAACCUGGAGGGCUGUGAGAUCAGCAAAUCCUCCCAUUUAGACAUGGCUUGCCAGCUUUUGGAGGUGGAUCCCAAAGCGCUGGACAAGAGUCUGACUCAGCGCUCCUUCAUGACCGCCAGGGAAAGUGUGAUCAAAGGCCUGAACUCUGAUCAGGCUGUGGAUGGCAGGGAUGCCUUUGUCAAAGCUAUAUAUGGAAAACUUUUCAUUUGGGUGGUGGGCAAAAUUAACGCUGCCAUUUACAAGCCACCUGAAGAGGAGAAUGUGGUUCGACAGUCAAUAGGCCUUCUUGACAUCUUUGGCUUUGAGAACUUCACCAAAAACAGCUUUGAGCAGCUGUGCAUCAACUUUGCCAACGAGCAGCUGCAACAGUUCUUCGUCAAGCACGUUUUCAAGCUUGAGCAGGAUGAGUACGCCCGUGAAGGCAUCGUUUGGAAGCACAUUGACUACCAAGACAACCAGCGCACCCUGGAUGUGUUGGCCAUCAAACCUCUGAACAUGCUGUCACUCAUUGAUGAGGAGAGCAACUUCCCCAAGGGCACAGAUACCACCAUGCUCCAAAAGAUGAAUCAGCUUCAUGGGAAAGGAGACAUCUACAUUCCCCCGAAGAACAACUAUGAGACACAAUUUGGAAUCCAGCAUUUUGCUGGUGUGGUCUACUAUGACUCGCAAGGUUUCCUUGAGAAAAACCGCGACACCCUCAGCUUGGACCUGAUCCAGCUGGUGGAGACCUCCACCAACAAACUCCUCAAGCAGGCGUUUCAAAAUGAGCUGUCCACCAGCUCUAAUACGAUCAAGAGCACUGUCAACCCCAAGAUGAUCAUUACCACCACGCCCAAGAACAGCCUCCGGCAAGCGUCCGACACUAAAAAGCAUUCACCAACUCUGGUCGGCCAGUUCCGUCAGUCUCUGGAUUCCCUGAUGAAAACACUGACUGCGUGCCAGCCUUAUUUCAUACGCUGCAUUAAACCCAACGACUUCAAGAAGCCCAUGCUGUUUGACAGGGAGCUUUGCUUGCGCCAGCUCCGCUACUCCGGUAUGAUGGAGACCAUCCGUAUCAGGAAAGCCGGAUAUCCUGUUCGCUACACUUUUGAUGAGUUUCUAAGUCGCUACCGAGCCCUCCUGAAGAGUUCCGUUUGUGAUCCCAGCAUUGAAAGCAAAGAGAAAUGCUGUGAAAGCAUUUGUGAAAGAGUGCUUUCUGGAAAAGAAGACGACUGGAAGACUGGCAAGACAAAGAUAUUCCUCAAGGACUUCCACGACACGAUGCUUGAGCUGGAGCGAAUAAAAGAACUAAACCAGAAGGCACUCAUGAUCCAGAAAGUCAUGAGAGGCUACAAAUACAGGAGAGAAUUCCUGAGGAAAAAGGCCGCCGCGCUCAUGAUUCAGAAAUGCUGGAGAGGGCACAAAGGCAGGAAGUUGUACAAAGUGGUCCAGCUGGGCUUUGCAAGGCUGCAGGCACAAGUUCGCUCUCGUCAGCUCCACUUCCAGUACAAAAAGAAGAGGGAGGCAGCUCUCGUGCUGCAGACCCAAGUCAGAGGAUACCUGGCCAGGAAGGACUGGAAGCGCAAGAGAGACGCCGUGAUCCUGCUGCAGGCCCAAACCAGGGGGGUGUUGGCAAGGAAGGCUCUCAAAAAGAUGAAAAGAGAUAUGUACCUCUCUGCUAAAGAGAAGGAAGAAGAACAGCGGCUCCUUUUACAGAGACAGAAACACUUGGAGGAAGUGUUGAGGCAGAAGAGAGAACAGGAAGCCCAAGCACAGUCUGAGUCCAUCACAGCCGAGGAGAUGGUCGACGAUAUGUUUGGCUUCCUGCCCCAAAUUGUUGGAGGGCAGGAGGGGCAAGCACCUGUGGGAUUUGAGAAUCUUGAGGGGAAAAAGAGAAUUUUUGAGGAGAUAGACAUCGAUGAUCUGCCCAUGGAGGAAGAUCUUCCCGACGAAGACUACGAUGACCUGGAUGAGUACUCCUUCUCCAAGUUUGCCUCCAUGUACUUCCAGGGUGCAGCCAGCUCCACCUAUAUCCGUCAGAGGCUUCUAUCGCCCCUGCUCUACCACGAGGAUGAAGGAGAUGUUCUGGCGUCAUUGACAGUGUGGUGGAUCAUUCUGAGGUUCAUGGGAGACCUCCCUGAGCCAAAGAGACACGUCAAUGUUCAGGCACCUUCCAGACAGGAACGAUUUAUGCCGCAGGAACUGAUCUCCAGAAAGGACAGGCGUUUCAGCAACAUGGUGGGCCUGGAUCAGAGGAUGCUCAGGAGUAAAAAAGACAGGGCGCCUUCUAUCGUACCUGAGGAGCCAGCACAAGGCCGAAAGACCUCCAUUUUCACAGACAUUCUGGCAAGAAACAGGAAAACUUCUGUCAUGCCCAGUGAGACAGUUCAAAACCCUAAAGCAUACACUGUGCCAGAAGAUAACCCUCGAGCAAGGAAGGGAUCCACAUUCACCGACCUUCUGACCAGAAAUAGAAAAACAUCCUCUGUUCCAGAAAAUGGAAUUCCAAGAUCCAUUUCAAACCAGAGGAAGCCCUCGAUCAUCAUGGAGGAGUCUGAUGAUCUGUCUGAAGUUUCCAAGCCUCCCACCCUGCAGACUGUGCAGGAAAAUGCUGAUGUUAUGGUUGGAGAGGGACCCACCCUGGACAGGCCCCUGACAUCUCUUGAAAAACUCCACAUCAUUGUGGGAUAUGCCAUUGUCAGACGUGACCUCAGGGAUGAGAUUUACUGUCAAAUCUGUAAGCAGCUUCAGGAUAAUAAAUAUCGCAACAGCUACUUCCGUGGUUGGAUCUUGCUGUCACUCUGUUUGGGUGUUUUUCCUCCAAGUGAGCGCUUUCAAAAGUACCUCCAAAGUUUCAUCCGCUCUGCUCCAGGCGGCUAUUCUUCCUACUGUGCUAACAGGCUACGGCGCACCAUGUUGAACGGGAUGCGAGGGGAACCUCCAGCCUGGCUGGAGCUGCAGGCAACCAAGACACUAAAGCCCAUGAUUGUGACUGUGACGCUAUUGGAUCGCCGCUCCAUUAAUAUUCCUGUUGACUCAGCGACUACAUCCAAAGAGAUCUGCCAGCAGCUCGCCAACAAGGUCAAACUCACAGACACCUUUGGCUUCUCGCUCUAUGUCGCCUUGUAUGAAAAGGUUUGGGCUCUGGGCAGCGGUCGGGAGCACGUGAUGGACGCCAUCUCCCAGUGUGAGCAGGAAGUGAAGAGGAGAGGCGGCCAGGAGCAGCAUGCUCCCUGGCGCCUCCUCCUCCGUAAGGAGGUCUUCACACCCUGGCACAACUGCAUGGAAGACAAGACCAGCACUGACCUCAUCUACAGGCAGAUCAUCCACGGCCUGAAGUUUGGAGAGUACCAGACUCAAAAGGAGGAUGAUCUGGUUCAACUCGCUGCACAACAUCUGUACAUUCAGCACGGCUCAGACAGCCGUCCAGAGAAAGUGAGAGAGGCUGUGCAGGAUUGCAUCAAUAACUCUCUGCUGGAGGCCAAGUCAGAGGAGAAGUGGAUACAAAUGAUCAGCACAGCUCACUCUGAGGGUCUAUUUCUGAGUUCAAGAGAAAAGGCAGAUUCCGUGAAGGCGCAGAUGGUCGACUACGCUCGAGAGAAGUGGCCCAUAUUCUUCUCCAGGUUCUUCGAGGUCACCAAACUGUCAGGUCCAGUGCAAAAGAGUAAAUUCAUUGUGGCCAUAAACUGGACUGGCAUCACAUUCCUGGAUGAGAAAGAGAAGAGGCUACUGGAACUCUCCUUCCCAGAAGUCACUGCAGUCAACACCGUAAGGGAGGGUAAAUCAUCGGACUUGACUGUGAGUCUGCUGACACUGAAAGGAGACUUCACUCUGACCGGACCCACAGUUGGGGACAUGGCUGAGCUGAUUACCAUGUUCCUCAGUGGGCUGAGGGAGCGUUCCCAGUAUGCUGUGGCUGUGAAGGACGUCGACAGGCAAGAUGACCCCAUGUUCCUCAGCUUCAAGAAAGGAGAGCUCAUUAUACUUAUCAAAGACGAUGAGUUCGCUGAGCAGAGAGGCUGGGUAAAGGGCCGAAAGGAGAACUUUAAACACACAGGAGCCGUCCCCGUUGAGGCCAUCGUAAUCCUGCCAACGCUCAACAAACCCUCCAAUGAGGUCAUGAGCCUCCUCAACCUGUCUCCAAACCAGAGGAAGACAAUCCUGCAGGCAACCCAGAAAGAAACAGGCACAAUGGAGAGAAUGGCCCCAGUCACGCUCAAAGAAUACUCUCUCCAGUAUUUCAGGCAGCCCACUAAGGAUGUGAACCGUCAGGUGAUUUCUAGGAACGCUGCUCCAGAGAGGCUGUGGAUGAGCUCCAGAGAGCCAAUCAGACAGCCACUCCACAAGAAGCUGGUGGGCAACUCAGAGCUCAGCCCCAAAGCCUGUCAGGCCUUCACUGCCAUCCUCAAGUAUAUGGGAGAUUACCCCACCAAGCAGAUGCAGAGUCAUCUCGAGCUCACCGACCAGAUCUUUGGCUCUGCCACUCAACACGAGGCGCUCCAAGAUGAGAUCUAUUGCCAGAUCAUGAAGCAGAUGACCAACAAUAACAACCGGUUCAGCAUGGAUCAGGGCUGGCAGCUGCUGUGGCUCUGCUGUGGCCUGUUUCCUCCCAGUCAGCCUCUUGUGAAACACACUCAGCGAUUUCUGGAAUCGCGGCGCAGAGCACCCAUCGCCUCUGACUGUCUGCAGCGACUGCAGAGCUCUCUGAGGAUGGAGCCCAGGAAGUUCCCACCUCACGCGGUGGAGGUGGAUGCCAUCCAACAGAACAGCACCCAGAUCUUCCACAAAAUCCACUUCCCCAACGACACAGAUGAGAUAUUUGAGGUGUCGACCAGCACCAAGAUCAAGGAUCUCAUCCAGAACAUUUCCAAGAAGCUCCACUUGGCUUCAGCAGACGGCUUCAGCAUUUUUGUCAAAACACAUGACACGGUUCUCAGUUUGAAUGACACGGACUACUUCUUCGACAGUCUGAGACAAAUCACAGACUGGUCCAAGAAAGCCAGGAGGAUUAAAGAUGGUGGGCCAGUGAACAUAUCCUACCUUGUGUUCUUCAUGAGGAAGUUGUGGUUCAAUGUGAACCCUGGCAGAGACACAGUGGCUGACCUUAUGUUCCAUUUCCCUCAGGAGCUACCUAAGUACCUGAGAGGCUACCAUGUUUGCACCAGAGAGGACCUGAUCAACAUCGCAGCUAUCCUCUUCAGGGUGAAGGUCGGCAGUGACAAGAGCCAGUUCGUCAUGAUUCCCAAGAUGUUGAAGGAGCUGGUGCCUGUUGACCUACUGAAGGCCAUGUCUGAAAACGAGUGGAAGAAGACCAUCGCUGCCUCUUACAACAAACAAGCUAGUAUGACUUCUGAAGAAGCUAAGGUGGCGUUUCUGAAGGCGGUUUGUCGCUGGCUGACGUUCGGCUGUGCUUUCUUUGAAGUGAAGCAAACAUCAGAGCAAAGUAUGCCAGAUAUUGUGCGAAUAGCCAUCAGCAAGCAAGGAGUCACAGUCAUCAACCCCAAAAACAAGGAAAUUUUAGUAACUCAUCCAUUCAACCGCAUCGCUAACUGGUGCAGUGGAAGCACCUACUUUCACAUGACUGUUGGCAGCCUAGUGAGAGGAAACAAAUUUCUGUGUGAAACUUCACUGGGUUACAAGAUGGACGAUCUUAUAACCUCCUAUGUCAACAUGUACAGCAGAGAGAGGAGGGCCAUGCAAACCAGGAACCAGCGCUUUGAAAUGUGA
Messenger RNA from Stegastes partitus (bicolor damselfish), 6711 nucleotides. It is a transcript of the gene myo7ba, whose product is annotated as myosin VIIBa. The transcript is spliced from 47 exons. Bases 1 to 6711 code for a protein of 2236 amino acids. Gene Ontology annotation, molecular function: protein binding; cytoskeletal motor activity; ATP binding. Gene Ontology annotation, cellular component: cytoskeleton; myosin complex. Lineage: Eukaryota; Metazoa; Chordata; Actinopteri; Pomacentridae. The record is from RefSeq and is a predicted model, not a curated record.